AUGAACCAGGCCCAAAUUCCUUCGGCAGAGACCAAGCCCCACGGGGUCAGGCCCCACAUCUGCUGUGUGCCCCCUCCCUGCGCCCCCACCUCGCUGAGCAGCACGCCCCUCCUGGUCAGAGCCAAGCCCCGACGAGGCGACCCGCAGCCGAGCCAGCCCGCGGAGAGCGAGCCCUGCCCCGCGGAGCGGAUCCCAGACGAUCCUGGAGAGACCACCGACUCGGACCCGUCGGACUCGGCCCCCGACAGCGGCUGGUUGAGCGCCGACGAGUCCUCCGGAUACGAGAGCGCGGAGCGCUCCGCGGCGGCGGGCGGGACCCGCGGGCGGCAGCGGCGGGCGCGGACCGCCUUCACCUCUGAGCAGGUCUGCCGGCUGGAGAAGACCUUCCAGCGUCAGAAGUACCUGGGGGCCACGGAGCGGAGGAAGCUGGCGGCUGCCUUGCAGCUCUCGGAGAUCCAGAUCAAGACCUGGUUUCAGAACCGGAGGAUGAAACUGAAGAGGCAGAUACAGGACCACCAGCACAGCCCCGUGUCUCCUGUUCCACUCUACAGCUACCCCACGGGGGCCUCACCAGCUCUGUUUCAGGAUGGUCUCCACUACCCCUUUGCUCUCCAGCACCAGAGACUCCUGCCUUUUACCCCGGUGCCUGCUGUGCAGUUCAGCUUCUCCUUUCCCAGAUAUGAUGCAUCGCAAAGCACCUACCCCUUCAUAGGAAAUGAGCUGCCGUACUAUCAUCAACACUUUCUUCCUCAUCCCUCUUUCCAUCCAGUUAUUCAGAACAAAAUGGACAGUCAGUGCCACCUUGUAUAUGCAUUAUAG
Molecule: messenger RNA, 819 nt
Organism: Pipra filicauda (Wire-tailed manakin)
Lineage: Eukaryota; Metazoa; Chordata; Aves; Passeriformes; Pipridae
Product: homeobox protein vent1-like
Exons: 3
Coding region: 1-819 (272 amino acids)
Biological process (GO): cell differentiation; regulation of transcription by RNA polymerase II
Cellular component (GO): nucleus
Molecular function (GO): RNA polymerase II cis-regulatory region sequence-specific DNA binding; DNA-binding transcription factor activity, RNA polymerase II-specific
Source: RefSeq, a predicted model, not a curated record